UCACCUGGCCUCCACCUCUCGCUUUGUUCUCCAACGCCUCCUGCUGGCUCUUGCAGAGGACGGGCUCCAGAGAGUGUCCAGCCAUUCUCUGUGCCCAGGCAGCCCGUCAGCAGUCACACCUGCCCUCUGGGGGUCGCUGCAAUGAUCACACCCCCUUGUCCCACCAUCUAGAUACUGGAGAAAUGCAUAGGGGGAACUGAGGCACGCACACAGUAUUCAGAGGAAACAUUAAGAACAGUCCCACUUCGUCACACCAAGAAACAAGCAUGACCGGUGGGAUCGCGUCGUAAUGCAGCUGUGGGAUGAUGAGCAGUGGCUGCACCCGCGUUCCUGGAUCUGUGCCAAGCUCUCCCCAGCCCUCCGGCACCGGGACUCCAGCACGAGGGCUGCGCUGCCGGUGAAGAAGCAAGUGACAAUCUCACUGUGGAAACUUGCAAUGCUGGAUUGCUACUGGUCAGUGGGAAAUGAGUUUGGAGUUGGAAAAUCCACCGUGGGGUCCGUUGUGCUGCAGGGCCAUUGAUGGUCUCCUGCGAGGCAGGACUGUGACUCUGGGCAGUGUGGAUGGCUUUGCAGCAGUGGGGAGCGACAGCCAGCACGCACAUCCCUACUUUGACCCCCGAGUCCAUCGAGAAAGGGCGACUUUUCCAUGGCUACACAAGCGCCGGUGGAUCGCCAGGGAUGUGGGUGGGUUCCCAUAGGCGAUAUUGAAAUGCCAGCCGUGACCCUGGGCACCCAGCCUGCCCCUUACUCUCCUGGAGCCGUAUGCCGGCCCCCGCGGCAGCAGGCUGAGAUUCAGCUUCCGGCUCAGCAGCGUGAUGGGAUGUGACGGGGCGCCUGCCCCACACUGGCCCUGCGAGGGUUCAAACCAGCCUAGGGCGGCUGAGUGCCAGGCAGCCAAAGGAGUGGCUGCCAGGGAAACAGCCAAUUAGGGCAGACACUCAGUCUGGGCCCAGGCGGCCCAUACUAAAGGGAGCUGCAGAGCAGAGUGAGCGAGUCUGCUGCAGGGAGCCCUAGGGAAAAGACUGACUUUCUAGAGGGCUACAGAGAGACCAGUUCCUGGGGAGGGGCAGGUGCUAGCAGGGACCAGGGGAGCCAGAGAGGGCUCCUGGUGGCUGCCAGGACUUACAGGCUCGAGGCCCUGGGAAGAGGGCAAAGGAGCUGGAGCCAGAGGCAGGAGCAGACGGAACUGAGGCCAUGGGGAAGUGGCCCAGGGAUUUGACAGACUGGUGGUGAAAGAAAGGAGGGUCAGCGGGAAGCUGCUGUUUGUAGGGUCCCUGGGCUGGGACCCAGAGUAGUGGGUGGGCCUGGGUCCCCCCCCCAAAACCACUCACCGCUGAAGAAGUGACUAGGCUAUGGACUGCCAAGCUGCCGCGAGGAGCAGCUAGACUCUUGCGGAUGGAGUCCCCCGGAAGGAGACACGGCUGGAGGACACGAAGCAGAGGCAGUGAGACGGGAACUGCAGUGGUCUGCAGGUGGAGACGAGGACGGGAGAGCCACCACCACUGGAGGGCACACCCGCUGACCAGAGCUAAUUCCCGAACCGGCCAGUAGGAGGCACCGGUGUGGUGUCUCCAGAACUAUAUCCCGCCCCAGAGCCUCACCCUGUCCUGCCCCGUGUGCCGCCAGACCUCCAUCCUGCCCGAGCAGGGCGUGGCCGCACUACAGAGCAACUUCUUCAUCACCAACCUCAUGGAGGUGCUGCAGCGCUCCCCCGAGGGCAGCAGCCGCCCGGACGCCGCCGCACUGGACCCCGUCAGCGCCGUCACCGGCCAGCCGCUCUCCUGCCCCAACCACGAGGGCAAGGUGAUGGAGUUCUACUGCGAGUCGUGCGAGACGGCCAUGUGCCACGAGUGCACAGAGGGGGAGCACCGGGAGCACGUCACCGUGCCGCUGCGCAACGUGGUGGAGCAGCACAAGGCCGCACUGCAGCAGCAGCUCGACGCCAUCAAGAGCCGGCUGCCCCAGCUGACGGCUGCCAUCGGGCUGGUGACCGAGAUCAGCAAGCAGCUCCUGGAGCGGAAGAACGCGGCCGUGGGCGAGAUCAGCGGCUCCUUCGCGGAGCUGGAGCAGGCCCUGCAGCAGCGCAAGGGGCUGCUCGUGCGUGACCUGGAGGCCACCUGCAGCGCCAAGCAGAAGGUGCUGCAGGCCCAGCUGGACGCCCUGCGGCAGGGCCAGGAGAACAUCCUAAGCAGCUGCACCUUCACGGAGCAGGCGCUGCACCACGGCACGGAGACGGAGGUGCUGCUGGUGAAGAAACAGAUGAGCGAGCGGCUCAGCGCGCUGGCCAGCCAGGAGUUCCCCGAGCAGCCGCAGGAGAACAACCAGCUAGACUACGUGGUGGAGACGGACGGCGUCCGCAAGUCCAUCCUCAACCUGGGCGUGCUCAUCACCACCAGCGCCAUCGCCCACAAGACGGUGGCCACGGGCGAGGGGCUGCGGCACGCGGUGGUGGGGCAGCCCUCCUCCCUCACCAUCACCACCAAGGACAAGGACGGCGAGCUGGUGCGCAGCGGCAGCGCCAGCCUGCAGGCCCAGGUGACGGCCCCUGACGGCGGCCGGGCUGAGGCCGAGGUGCUAGACAACAAGAACGGCACCUACGAGCUGGUCUACACGCCGCGGCAGGAGGGCGACUUCCUGCUCUCCAUCCUGCUGUACGGGCAGCCCAUCCGGGGCAGCCCCUUCCGCACCAAGGCCCUCAAGGCCUGCGACGUGCCCCCCUCGCCCGACGACGUCAAGCGCCGUGUCAAGUCCCCCAGCAGCGGGCACAUCCGGCAGAAGGCUGUGCGGCGCCCCUCCAGCAUGUACGGCAGCGGCAAGAAGAAGGAGAACCCCAUCGAGGACGAGCUCAUCUUCCGCGUGGGAAGCCGAGGCCGGGAGAAGGGGGAAUUCACCAACCUGCAGGGCAUCUCCACCUCCAGCUCUGGUCGCAUCGUGGUGGCCGACAGCAAUAACCAGUGUGUGCAGGUCUUCUCCAAUGAGGGCCAGUUCCGGCUGCGCUUCGGCGUGCGGGGCCGCUCCCCUGGGCAGCUGCAGCGCCCCACCGGCGUCACGGUCGACAUGAACGGGGACAUCAUCAUCGCCGACUAUGACAACCGCUGGGUCAGCAUCUUCUCCCCCGAGGGCAAGUUCAAGACGAAGAUCGGGGCUGGGCGGCUGAUGGGCCCCAAGGGCGUGGCCGUGGACCGCAAUGGCCACAUCAUCGUGGUGGACAACAAGGCCUGCUGCGUCUUCAUCUUCCAGUCCAACGGGAAGCUGGUGACCAAGUUUGGUGGCCGCGGGACGGCGGAGCGGCAGUUUGCAGGUACCCUCGAUGGGCCCCACUUCGUCGCUGUUAACAACAAGAACGAGAUCGUGGUGACCGACUUCCACAACCACUCGGUGAAGGUGUACAGCGCCGACGGCGAGUUCCUCUUCAAGUUCGGCUCCCACGGGGAGGGGAACGGGCAGUUCAACGCCCCCACCGGUGUGGCCGUGGACUCCAACGGCAACAUUAUCGUGGCCGACUGGGGCAACAGCCGGAUCCAGGUCUUCGACAGCUCGGGCUCCUUCCUGUCCUACAUCAACACGCUGGCUGACCCGCUGUAUGGGCCGCAGGGCCUGGCGCUCACCUCGGACGGACACGUGGUGGUGGCCGACUCGGGCAAUCACUGUUUCAAGGCCUAUCGCUACCUGCAGUAGCCGAGGGGCCCCGGGCGGGCCGCGGCCUGCACCUGCCCCGCUGCCUGGACUAGAGACCGAGGGGCCCUUUCCCCGCCUGCGGGCUGGUGCUGAACGCCCAGCCCACCGGAGUUGGGG
Chrysemys picta bellii (western painted turtle) is the source of this 3795-nucleotide messenger RNA. NCBI's taxonomy places the organism in Eukaryota, Metazoa, Chordata, Testudines, Emydidae. The record is from RefSeq and is a predicted model, not a curated record.